GGUCGCGGGGUCAAUAGUAUUUAAGUACAGUCACUGGAUGGUUCACCAUCAGUUAUUUUCAAACUUCUGAAAGCUGACUUACAUUAUCAGUAACGAGAAGAAAUUAAAUAUUAAAAAUGUUUUUCAAAGCCAUUGUUCUUGCUGUCGUAGUCACGACUAUUGUUGCUGUUGAGCGCGAUCCGGCAAACUCACCCUGCACCCCCGGAACCCAAUUCAACUAUUUUUGCAACACGUGCGCGUGCGGGCCUGAUGGAGAAGGAGCCAGUUGUACAAGACAGGCUUGUUAUCCCGGGCUUUUUAACGAGGAUGGAACAAUGAACACAAUUGAAUCGACCACAGUCAAGACUGAAGAUCUUCCUGCACUACCAGAUGAUAUGUCCUGCACUGCUGGACAAACGUACAAAAAAGACUGCAACACUUGUCGGUGCGUUAAAAAUAAUGUUCCAGUUUGUACUUUGAUGGCUUGUCCAGAUGAAUCAGAGGAAUAAGGACUGAACAAUUUAAUUUUUCGAAAUUUCGGUGGAUUUAAUAUGGAAGUCAACAUACCAUAGCCACGACGAUUAAACAAUAGUGAUAUUUUCCUUGUAUUUCAUGAAGUCGAUAGUACUGUUGUCGAAAUGUUCGUGUGAAAAAAACUGUUUAUGUCGGAUCAGCGAAUAAAUGUCUUUAUUAAUAUUGAGAGAGAAAAAAGUGAUGUUUUCCUGCCCAAUUCUCUAUUGCUCUCCAUUUUAGCAAUCCUACAUGUCAUUUUUGUAUUACUGGAUGUUAAUAAAACAGCAUUUUUUUAAACCAG
Diachasmimorpha longicaudata is the source of this 793-nucleotide messenger RNA. Its product is annotated as serine protease inhibitor I/II-like. The transcript is spliced from 3 exons. Bases 117 to 488 code for a protein of 123 amino acids. The record is from RefSeq and is a predicted model, not a curated record. NCBI's taxonomy places the organism in Eukaryota, Metazoa, Arthropoda, Insecta, Hymenoptera, Braconidae. Gene Ontology annotation, molecular function: peptidase inhibitor activity.